Molecule: messenger RNA, 1804 nt
Organism: Acanthopagrus latus (yellowfin seabream)
Lineage: Eukaryota; Metazoa; Chordata; Actinopteri; Spariformes; Sparidae
Exons: 2
Coding region: 32-1021 (329 amino acids)
Source: RefSeq, a predicted model, not a curated record
GGGCUAAAAUCCUCCACCAGCGUGACUCAGUAUGGCUCUCCUCCAGACCAGACAUGAUGACAUUUACAGGCUGAAACCCAGCCGAGCCGAAGCAGUUGAUAAAGUGAGGAGAGAGGGGACACACACUCACUCAGCCUCUGUCAGGAGAGGGGCUGAUGUGGGAACGAAACAAAAAGCUUUCGGCCCACAUCCAAACAGGACAAUGACUUUCAAUCUCACCCUGCCUACACACAGAUCAAACCAAGUGCUAAAGUCAGUGUGGGAGGUCAGCUCAUGGCUCUGGCCUGGUUCGGUCACAGCAGGAGGCCUCUCUGCCUGUAGAGGAUGGCUGCGUCGCUUCCUGCUGCUGAAGCUGGUGACGGUGCUCCUGCUCCCCCACAGUGCAGGCCUCCCCCUGCUGGUGGGCUGCAUGUUCAGCCUGCGGGCCCUGCUGCUGCUCCGCUCCCCCCGGGUCUCCACCAAGCCCUCCACUGUGCUCCUGGGCCAGCUGGCUCUCACAGACAGUCUGGUGCUGCUGCGCUGGCUGCUCCAGCUGGGAGGGACGCUGACCUGGUGGAUGAAGGAGGCAGGCUGGGAGAUUAGGAUGGGCCCCAUGAAGGAUUCGGGGUGGUGGAGGGAGGCCACGGACCUGUUCUGUCUGCAGCUGCUUGAUGCUCACCACCUGGCCUCUCUGCUCCUGCUGGGGCUGCUGGGACUGGAGGCCAUGCUGGUGUCGCGCUGGCCUCAGCAGACGAGGAGAUUCAGGACUUCUCGCUGGGCUCAGCUCAGCUGCAGCCUGGUCUGGAUGCUUAUGCUGCUAGAAUUGCUCUUCAUGCUCCACUUAAAACAAGAGUCCAGACUUCAUAUUCCUUAUUCCUCAACACUACAAAACUCUCAAACUUCAUUCCUGGGCCUGGUGCCUCUUCCCUCGCUCUCAGCUUUCUCCUCCUGCCUGAGGAGGACAUUAUGGCUGGGGAAUUUAUGGCUGCAUUAUGCAGUCCUCUGUAGCAAACUACAGAAGAGAAAGAGCUCCUUUCAUUGAAAUCUUAGGCUGUAAAAUAGCAUGAAAUCAACCAGUUAUUACUGUUAUUAUUAUUAUCUAUUCUGUGUAAUUUCUAUUUUAUUUAAUGUGUGUAGAAUUUCUGAUUAACUUUAUCUUAUAUGGAUCUUACAGAUACACCAAGUAAGAGAUUUAUUUUGAAAGAAAUAAUUAAAUAUAUCAGAUUUACGUUCAGUUAAUACAUCUAUGUGUUGUGCUGAGAUAUGACGACCAUCUCUCCACCGACCGCUAGCUGCACAGCUAACAUAAGAGGGCUUUUUAUUGUUUUUGCACAUGACCUCUCAUUUGUGAACGGGGAGUGUGUUAUUUCUUCUGUCAAAAGGCUGCAUCCUCUCCACUUUAAAGGGGCAAUAUGUAGGACUUUUAGUUGAAAAUAUUCAAAAAUCAACUAAAACUAUCAAAAGAAUGUGAAUAAGCAGCAGUUUUGACAUCAUGACGACUGUGUACUGUUUGGCAGAGAGAUCUCUACUGAAGUUAGUAUGCUAGCUAGCUAGCUAGCUCCUGCCCUCCUGAGUCUAGAGCAGUCAGUCAAAGUUCAUAUUGAGUUUGACAUGUGUGUUUUAAAAAUGUGUGGUACGAUGAAUAUUUUUCAGAAGUUGAAUAAAUAUUGUCAAAUCUGACUUUGUGGGAUUUCUUCAGUUUAAAAAACAAUGCAAUACGAUGCUUAAGAACUAAGCUGAUCACAUGUUAACAGUGUUCUCAUCCUGCAGCCUCUCAGCUGUUUGAUCAGCUGUUUGAUCUGGCAGACAGCCCAGGAAAGGGUGU